GUACUGCUGCAGUGGCUGUAGCAGGAAUUCUGGCCAGUCUCAAGAUUACAAAGAAACCAUUAAAAGACAAUGUGUUUGUCUUCCAAGGGGCUGGAGAGGCCUCUAUUGGUAUUGCCACUCUAUUGGUCAUGGCUAUGGUAGAAACAGGUAUUUCUGAAGCAGAUGCCAUCAAAAGGGUGUGGAUGGUAGACUCAAGGGGACUCAUUGUUAAGAACCGUCCAUCAGGGGGAGUAACUGGCCAUAAAAUGAGAUUUGCCCAGGACCAUGCUCCUGUUGAUAAGCUGGUGGAUGUCAUUAAAAAAGUCAAGCCUACAGCCAUUAUAGGUGCUGCCGCUGUAGCUGGUGCUUUUACAGAGGAAAUUCUGACUACCAUGGCUAACAAUAAUGAGAGACCUAUUGUGUUUGCCUUAAGUAAUCCUACCAGUAAGGCAGAGUGUACUGCAGAGCAAGCUUAUAAUGUCACCAAGGGCAAAUGUGUCUUUGCUAGUGGCAGUCCAUUCCCUGCUGUGACCUACAAUGGUAAAACAUUCCAUCCUGGUCAAGGCAACAAUGCUUACAUAUUCCCUGGCAUUGCUCUAGCUACCAUUCUGUGUGACAUUAGGUCUAUUACAGAGGAAGUCUUCUUAGAAUCAGCAAAGUUACUGGCGAACAUGGUAGAUGACAAAAGCUUAUCCAUGGGGCUGGUGUACCCUCCCCUGUCCAGAAUUCUCCAAGUCUCCACCGACAUCGCCAUUGGACUGAUUAACUUCGCCUACAAACACAAGCUGGCCUACCACUACCCAGAGCCUGAGGACAAGAGGAAGUUUGUAGAAUCCUACCAGUAUGACAUGUCCUACAAGACCUUUGAACCUGCAACCUAUGACUGGCCCGACGGUCUGAAUUCCACCGAGUGUAAAGUUUAGAGAUGCCAUAUUUUUAUUGUUGUGAAAGUUGUUUAUGAAAUGAUAUGCUGGAUGCAGUGAAAUACAAUGAUGAUGCUAUGUUGUUACAAUAUUGUGAAAGCUGUAUUUUGAUAAGGAGUGCUUUUUGUGUAUAGUGGACUGGUAGUUGAUAUAUUAAAAAAGAGUAGAAAUCCCAGUGUAAUUGCAUUGUUCUAUAUCAAACGUUAAAAAGUGCCAUUUGAAUUACAUGUUUCCAGCAAGAUACUUCAAUCUGCCAUUGUUAAGUUGAGCAACUGAAUGAUAUUAUGAAUACAGCCUCAAACAUAUUGUAAGGCAGUGGUAAUUUUAUUAAAAUUGUAAAUGAUAUUAUCGUAUUUUUUUCAAAAAUAAUUUAGCUGUUUAAAAUAAAUAACUAUCUUUUACAAUUUGCAAUGAGUGUUUACCAAUGAUAUUCUAAAUUCAUGGUAUUGAUUUAAAUUUUAAGGUAUUUUUAGAAUGAUGCUGCAGUUUUUUUUUUCAAUUGAUCAGAAUGCACUUACCAGUAACUAAAAUGUGUAUAGUAGCUGUGAAUUCGACCAAUACUACAAUAUAUUUUAAACAUUGGAAUUAAUUUGUCUGUAGUUAAGUAUACAAUUAUUAAGAUGGUAGGAAAGAAGAGUAAUGUAUAGAAAUGUAUUUCAGAUCAGAAUAUGUAGGAAAUAAAGUUAACAUUGUCAACUUAAAAUAAAUAAACAUGUUAAAUCU
Saccostrea cuccullata (small rock oyster) is the source of this 1625-nucleotide messenger RNA. Its product is annotated as NADP-dependent malic enzyme, mitochondrial-like. Gene Ontology annotation, molecular function: malate dehydrogenase (decarboxylating) (NADP+) activity; NAD binding. Gene Ontology annotation, biological process: pyruvate metabolic process; malate metabolic process. NCBI's taxonomy places the organism in Eukaryota, Metazoa, Mollusca, Bivalvia, Ostreida, Ostreidae. Gene Ontology annotation, cellular component: mitochondrion. The transcript is spliced from 6 exons. The annotation marks the transcript as partial. The record is from RefSeq and is a predicted model, not a curated record.